Messenger RNA from Humulus lupulus (European hop), 2318 nucleotides. RefSeq lists its product as uncharacterized. Bases 367 to 2277 code for a protein of 636 amino acids. The transcript is spliced from 7 exons. Gene Ontology annotation, biological process: lipid catabolic process. Lineage: Eukaryota; Viridiplantae; Streptophyta; Magnoliopsida; Rosales; Cannabaceae. The record is from RefSeq and is a predicted model, not a curated record.
UUUUAUUUUAUUCUUUUCUUUAACUACUCUGUAUACCUGUUCAGUGCGUUUACGUGCUCUGCCCAUCACGGCGUUAGCUCUUACAUAAAUGACAAUAAUACCCCAACAAUCUUCUUAGAAGGGAAGAUCCUACUCUAUUUGUCUUGGGGAGAAAAAAGACUUUUACGGCAACUUUACCAUCGAGUCACCUCCACGAAUCUCUAUCUUCAUUUUCCUGAUCGGUUUCUUCUAACCCUAACGAAUUUCGCUCUCCGCGCUAUUGAAAUUUAUACCUUUUUUUUGGGUUUUAGUUAUUAUUAUUAUUAUUUUCCGAGAAUUGUUAAGUUUAGGAUGGUGAGUCGUUGAGACGUUUGGAUCGCGAUUUUUAUGGCGGCGGGGACAAUGGCGACCGCCGCCGGAGCUGCGGUGAUUCUGUAUUUGGUUUUGAGUCGGAGGCUAUCGACGAAAGGUGAAGAAGACGAUGAUAGGAGUGGAGCUUUUACGAAAUCGGCCAGAUCGUUGAAGAGGAGGCUUUCACGGCGACCUGCUCAGGCUCCGGCGACGUGGCUCGAGUCCAUCACAACGUUGUCGGAGACUCUGAGGUUUACGUAUUCCGAGACAUUGGGCAAGUGGCCGAUUGGCGACUUGGCUUUCGGCAUUAAUUAUCUCAUGCGGAGGCAGGGAAAUUUACACGUUGCGAGUGUGUAUGCUGGUAGUAAUUCUGUACGGCUUAAAGGUCCUGAAAUUGUUUCGGAGUUGAAUUAUUACUUAAGAUUGUUGACCCUUUGUAUAUUUUUUUCGAAAAAGCCGUUCCCGGUGUUUUUAGAGUCCGCCGGUUACUCUGAGGAGGAUGUUCUUCUUCAGAAGCCCAAGGCUGGGUUGAUGAAGCCUGCUUUCACAAUUAUACGUGAUAAAGAUUCGAAAUGCUUCCUUCUAUUGAUUCGUGGAACUCAUAGUAUCAAAGAUACGUUAACAGCAGCAACUGGUGCUGUAGUCCCUUUCCACCACUCGGUUUUGCAUGAUGGUGGGAUUAGCAACUUGGUUCUUGGUUAUGCUCACUGUGGGAUGGUUGCUGCAGCUCGCUGGAUUGCUAAGCUUAGCAGUCCUUGCUUGCUCCAGGCUCUUGGUGAAUAUCCUGACUAUAAAGUUAAGGUUGUUGGACAUUCACUUGGUGGUGGUACAGCUGCACUACUUACUUACAUUUUUCGAGAACGAAAGGAGUUCUCCUCGAGCACUUGCAUCACAUUUGCCCCAGCUGCUUGUAUGACAUGGGAGUUGGCAGAAUCUGGCAAACACUUCAUUACAAGUAUCAUCAAUGGCUCCGAUCUGGUGCCCACAUUCUCAACAGCUUCUAUUGAUGAUCUUCGAUCUGAGGUAACAGCAUCAUCUUGGUUAAAUGAUUUGAGAGAUCAGCUUGAGCACACGAGGAUACUGAAUGUUGUCUAUCGCUCUGCAACUGCUGUAGGGUCUCGUCUACCAACCAUAGCUAGUGCAAAAGCCAGGGUUGCUGGUGCCGGUGCACUUCUGAGACCAGUAUCCAGCAGCACACAGGUUGUAAUGAAGCGUGCACAGAAUGUUGCCGAAGCUGUUGUUAGAACCCGCUCAUCUUUAUCAUCAUGGUCUUGCAUGGGUGCACGCCGUCGAAAUGUGGGCCCUUUAUUAAAUUCUAAAGAAGAAGAUUUGCCUGAAGUUUCUCUGAUAGCCGAAAACUCUGAAUCUUUGGAUGUUGGAGGCAUUGCCAGAGACUUAGUUCUGGACAAUGCAGAAUCUAGUUCUUCAAGUGGUGGAUCAGGACACGACGAUACAGAUGAAGAGGAGCAGCUUAUUCCUGUGCCGAGAGUCACCACUACAUCUGUCGUAGAAGACAUUACUGAAGGUGAGUUGUGGUAUGAACUGGAGAAGGAGCUUCAGAGACAGGAGAAUAAAAUUGACAUUGAUGCAGAGGCGGAAGAAGCAGCUGUAGCAAUAGAAAUAACUGAAGAGGAAAAUAAGCUGGUUGAUGGUGUGGAGAGCACUACGGCAGUUUCUUCAACGGAUGCAUCAGAGAAUCACCAUCUCUACCCCCCUGGCAGAAUCAUGCACAUUGUUGCAGUCCCUCAAUCUGAUUCUAACAAUUUAGAUGAUGAGGGACCCAGUGAAGAACACGUCGGUAUAUAUGAGACACCAAGAGAACUGUACAGUAAACUUCGACUCUCUAGAACUAUGAUUAAGGAUCACUUUAUGCCUAUGUAUAAGAAGAUGAUGGAAAUGUUAAUUAAGGAACUGGAAAUUGAUGAUCAAAUCAGUUGUGUUAUUUGAAAAGAAACAGAAUUAAAUAGUGAAAGGUUAUGAAUUACAAA